Messenger RNA from Closterium sp. NIES-67, 2256 nucleotides. Lineage: Eukaryota; Viridiplantae; Streptophyta; Zygnematophyceae; Desmidiales; Closteriaceae. The record is from the annotation of a GenBank genome assembly.
GCCGAUCUGAGCCGUCACCACGAUGUACACCGUAUUGUAUCGUGCGUCGCAUGGUAGGCGGCGGCUGCGCGAAUGUACGAGUGUAGCGGGGCUUCACCGCUUCAGCCUUCACAAAACCAGAAAUGCUUCAUGAGCCCUCCUGGCUCCAACACCCCGGGAAAAUCAUGCUCGGCCCAGACCAGCCAGACGAGAAGUCUCAGGCUUGAGUCUCGGCGGAGGAGGUGUGCGAAGGAAAGCCGACUAAACCUCCGAGUCGGAAGGCGACUCAUCGUUUCUGAGCCCCAUCACGAGGAGAGCGAGAGAGAGCAGACGAUGGGAGCACCCCUCUGGAAGUACCAUGUGGUACUGUACUCACCGUUUCUAGCUCCCCCGAAGGCAGUCCAAGAUUUUCUGUGGAGUCCACGACGCAUUCCUCAGAGGAAGAGAUUCAGCGAAGCCAGAUUCCUCCAUCGGCUUCAGACUCUUUGCGUACAGAGCAUUCCUCGAGAUUUAACAGAUUCCUCGAGAUUUAGUAACAGUGUGUUACCCGCCCCCUAACCAGAACUGACCAAAAUCUAGGCACUGAAGCUCUCUCAGGCCCUCGCAGCGCAUCAGUCGCCUCUAUCUUCUAAGUAGUCAUCGAAUGGCUUCGCCUGGAAGAUUUUCAGGGUCGAAGCUUAAUGGCGGAAGCUUCGGCUUACAUCGAUCGAGUCGGAGUCCACUUGUUUUUCUAGUCGCCUUUACCCUCUUUAAUCAAGCCUACGCUCUGCCGUCCGAUUUGGUCACACGGGAUAGCAGCACACAUCCUACAGUCACACUCCGCAAUGACAUUCUCCGAGAGGACCUCGCCAGCGCCUUCCUUUACUAUCACAGGGACACUUGGCCGGAUGAAAUCAAGGUGCAAUGCCAAGGCGCAAUCUGCCCGGAUUUGGGAUCCUGCGGACCGAAUUUCCCCAACCUUCGGGCGUGUCACCAGCCAGAAAUCGCUGACCGGGAAACAGUUUUCCCCGGGCAGCCCGAGAACUGUCCAGGAAAAACGAAACUGACACCUGAAGAAGCCGCUGACGUAGCAGCUGCUGCUGCUAUCGCCCCUGAUACUGUAACAGGAAGAGCCGGAGCAGCAGGGUUACCAUGCGCGCAUGGGCACAGGCAGGACUACUUCUCUCACGAGCGUUACGUUGCGCAGUACUUUGAGAUGAAGGACGUGCUUAUGUCGGCAUCGGGGCUGGUCUUUAACGAGUCCAUGCACUUCAGCCGACAGGGAUGCCAUGCGGAUGGGCAGUUUCACUACAAGGCAAAAGACUCCAAGGUGAUUGAAUUGGACCAGCUGGUUUCAUUUGUGUACCACCAAGGAGGCAACUACUACCACUCACUAGUCGACCUCCUCCCUCAAUUCUACAUCAUGAGAGACUUCCUUAAAGCCCAUCCCAACAUCCCCAUCGCGUUCAAAAAGACGCAGCUGGCCUUCUAUCGCCGGGUUCUCAAGCAUGUCAUUGGCGUCAUGCCUUACGAGUUUAACCUUCUCACCACUCAAGACCAGGAUACCACCACUCUCUACCGAACCUCCAGGCUCUACCAACCCGUGUUUCAAACCUGCGGGAACCCGAGCCCGAGCCUCUGGCACACCCUCCGCUCCCGCUUCCUCCUCCCGCCCAAUGGCCUUCCCAUGUUCUCUGAAGCAUGGGAAAUCCGCAAUCCCAUCCAAGAGCUAGCUGGUGCUGCUGGUGCUAAGGGGAAGAUCAAGUUGGGGUCCUGGAAUAAGGAGCAGAUGAGCAAACUGCCUCGUGAUUGGGUGGUGGUGUUGGGGCAACGGCCAGGAAGUGACCGAAGGCGAUUGGUCGGGUUUGACGCCCUUCUCUCUGCAAUGGAACAGCUGUUCACACCAGAGAGAGUGGUGGUCUAUGAUGGGUCUAUACCUAUCUUGCAGGCCAAGGCACUGUUCAACCGGGGGGCUGCUUACGUGGCGCCACAUGGAGCAGGGCUGGCUAAUAUGAUCUUCAUGCCAUCUGGGUCGUCAGUUCUAGAGAUUCGGCCAGACAGGCUUCCGAAUGCGUGCUACCACCACCUAGCGAGUGCUUGUGAUUUGCACUAUUCCCUUGUCAUGGGAAAUGGGACGGUAAGCUCGCCACUUAGUUUUGAUAUGAGAGAGGUGAGAGUUGCUUUGGAUGGUGUAGCAAGGCACACAUUUGCUAGAGAUGCUGAGCUUCAAAAUUGGUAGAGGUGUCUACCACGUGUAUAUAUGCUCCUCUAUCUCUCUUUCUCCAUACACGCCCAGCC